AUGACAGUUCGUCUUGCUUUGCGUGCUCGCAAGACAUUCGAGAAGUGUUUCUGGAUGCAUUGUGAUUCAAAAUCAAACCACCGCGCAUUACAUUCUAUCCCGACAAGGUCUUGGAUGCCAUUACAAGACUACCAUAGUUCUGUAACUGCGACGGCACCAGCUACAGUUAUCACCGACAGCAACGCUGUCCUCAAUUCCCAACAUCGAGAAAUGACGCCGCUUGCGCCUGCACCAAUGUUACAGCUGAAUACCACUGUGGUUAGUCCCCUCUGUUCAGUGGGUGCAAAUCCAAUAAUCUUUAUCAAUGUAAUGGCAUCUAUGGCAGCCCGGCCUAUGAGCGCAAGCAUUGCUGGAACAAUGAGUGGCUUGGUAGGAGUCAGUGCAGGUCUUAAACUUGUUCAUAUCGCACCUAUGCAAAGGUUACUUCGAAUAUUGCACACACUGCAUCCUGGCACCCUCCAUCGCUUUAUCCGAACCAACGGCAGCGCAUUUGAUCGAAAGGGCGAUCAAUGCCUUUGCAUUUUGCAUCCAAGCAAUGUUCAUAGUGAACUUAAGGUUACAAAUGUGUCGUCACUCUUAGAGCAGUAA
Lobosporangium transversale is the source of this 588-nucleotide messenger RNA. RefSeq lists its product as hypothetical. Lineage: Eukaryota; Fungi; Mortierellomycota; Mortierellomycetes; Mortierellales; Mortierellaceae. The record is from RefSeq and is a predicted model, not a curated record. Bases 1 to 588 code for a protein of 195 amino acids. The transcript is spliced from 4 exons.